GUUCCUGGUUGCUCUUGCAGCGGACUUAGCCCGGGCUGGAGCUGGGACGCUUUGAUCUCGCUAGUCGGAUUGGGUGCCCUUCUCAGAGGUGACUUGGUCCUCGCAGACGUCAGUGUAGAGUAGGAUUUUGCUAUAGAAGAAGUAGCCUUCAGGGACCCAUUGAAGUUACCUAUAUAGAGCACACCGCCACAAGAAGCAACCAUGCCUGUGGAAGGAGGGAAAACAGAUAUGGAGAGGAUUGGGCUCUUCAGUGAGAUGGAAUAUGUCACUGUUGGUGAUAAAUAUGUGUCACAAUUUAAUCGACCCUUUAAUGAAGCUGCAAGCAAAAAUAGACAGAUGCUACCUGGGGGAUCCAAAGAAAUGUCAAAUCUCCAGGCAGGUUAUUUUGAUCCCCAUUUUGUAAGGAUUUUUGAAGGUGAAGGCUACGUAAACCUGAAUCAAGUGAGGAGACGGCAUAUGAUGGAAGAAGCCAAAAAAAAUCUAGGCAAAGCGUUCCUUCCUAGUAAUGGAGAUAAGAAGCUAUGUGGAUUAGGAAGUUACUAUGGAACAAUAGGUAGACCAGUCCCAUUUUUCAGUGCGCAAUCAAAACCCAAAGAAAAAUAUGAGCCACCUGGAAAGAAUUUGUACACAAACCCAGGAAAGAAAGGAACUGGAUAUGGCUAUGCAAACGUUACCAUAGGUAAGCAGUUUUCACACUCUGCUGAUUUCUAUGAUGCAGCAAAACUAAAUGACAAGAAAGAGAAUGAAGAACACCAUCGUUUACUUAAAGGGACACCUUUCAAAUUAAAUCUUUACCCAAGGGAAUAUUUUGAUACCAAUCCUUAUUUGUUUGAGGAACCUUUACCACCAAUUAAAAAAGCAGAGAAGAAAGAAGCACUUGCAAACCCUUUUAAGCCCUCUUCUCCUGGUAAAAAGGCUGGUGGAAUGAAGGCAGGAACAUUUGAUUCUUACCCUUCACAUUCUGCUGACCCUUAUGGGGUUAAAUUGACAAGCCAUAUUUCCAGGAAAGGUGCUAAGGUUUUCCAUCCACCAGGUGGACCAAAAAGCAGACCAACUGAAAGUGUAAUGACUUUGAAUGUCAAAAGGGCACUAAAUAUGAAGAACUACAAGACUGCUUCAGUACAGUCCUAUUAGCAUCUGGAAGACAAAUAGCCUUAUAG
Messenger RNA from Eubalaena glacialis (North Atlantic right whale), 1160 nucleotides. It is a transcript of the gene CFAP96, whose product is annotated as cilia and flagella associated protein 96. Gene Ontology annotation, cellular component: centrosome. The record is from RefSeq and is a predicted model, not a curated record. The transcript is spliced from 8 exons. NCBI's taxonomy places the organism in Eukaryota, Metazoa, Chordata, Mammalia, Artiodactyla, Balaenidae. The coding region runs from base 202 to 1134 and encodes 310 amino acids.